Messenger RNA from Macrobrachium nipponense, 4666 nucleotides. It is a transcript of the gene FucT6, whose product is annotated as alpha-(1,6)-fucosyltransferase-like. The transcript has 13 exons. Gene Ontology annotation, molecular function: glycoprotein 6-alpha-L-fucosyltransferase activity. Gene Ontology annotation, biological process: protein N-linked glycosylation. Gene Ontology annotation, cellular component: Golgi cisterna membrane. The record is from RefSeq and is a predicted model, not a curated record. The coding region runs from base 510 to 2297 and encodes 595 amino acids. NCBI's taxonomy places the organism in Eukaryota, Metazoa, Arthropoda, Malacostraca, Decapoda, Palaemonidae.
CUCAGUUAUACUGUGACUGUGGUGGUGUAAGGACGCCCGCUCGCUUCUCUGGUCUGCCAUCUACAACAGGUUGAUGUGUGUGGAUUGUCAUUUCUCUUUCGUACAUCCGUCCUGUGAUGAGGAAUGCUGUAACCCAGGUGCUAGCUGAUCCUAGAAGGAGGGAAGGAAACGGCGCUGCUUCUCAUCAGCAAUUCUAGCGUUUUGGAGAGAGAUUUCCUCUGCAUCCCUCACAGUGAAGGGAAACGAGGAAUUAUUUGUGACUGACGUCGCCGAAGGGAAGUGUAAUGGGCCGAACAGCUGAGGACGACCACUGAUUAGAUACGUGCAAGUAGCAUCCAUUAAAAGAGGUAGGUGUCGUUUGUACCCGGCGAGUUGUCCUCGGCUCGUGAUAAGGGUAUAAUCAUCAUAAUCGUGUCAGUUCACAAGCCAUUAGACGCGAAGAGAUAAACAACUGACUUGUUCGACAUAUCCCCCCUGCACCGAGAGAAGCGACGGGAACAGCGGCAGACAUGCGUUGGAUCAGCGGAUGGGCUUGGCGUAUAGGAGGGGCCGUGGGAGUGAUGUGGCUGGUCGGUGUGGCGCUGUUGGCUCCGCCCUCGCCUUCUACCUCCAGUGAUCCAAGGCUCUCUCAACGACUCCAGCGAGCCGUUCAGGAACUGGAUUUUCUCAAGAAGCAGAAUGAUGACAUCAGACAAGUCCUCCAAGAUUUCACGAAGCAAGUCAGCUACAUAAACAAUGAUGGAGGAGGAGGAAGCUCGCAGUUAUCAGCUGGCAAUCCAGCUGUGGUAGCUGAAUUGCAGAAGAAACUGGAACAUGCUCAGAGGAUGCUGCAACAAGCAGAUGCUACUGGAGACCAAAAAUCAGGUGCAUCAGAGUUUACGCCAUCACUCGACUUCGAGAAGACAAGAAGACAUGUAGAGAAAGGUGUCCAAGAGACUUGGUGGUAUAUAUCAGAUCAGCUGAAACAGCUUCGUAAGAAAGUAGAGGCCUACGGAGACUAUACAGCACACAUUGAUCGCAUCUUAAGGGAAGGGGCAGAUCACACUAGAGUAACUCAACUAGAUCUGAAACGUCUAAGCAAUCUAGAUGGCCUGGGAUCGUGGAGAGAACAAGAAGCUUCUGACCUGAGCAAUCUUGUUCAAAAAAGAUUGCAUGCUUUGCAACACCCACCUGACUGCCCAAAAGCUAAGAAACUUGUAUGCAAUCUCAACAAAGGAUGUGGUUAUGGCUGCCAGAUUCAUCAUGUUGUGUACUGUUUCAUUGUGGCAUAUGGAACAAAGCGAACUUUAAUUUUGAAAUCAAGAGGUUGGCGCUACAACAAUGCUGGGUGGGAGGAUGUUUUUCAUCCCCUAAGUGAAACUUGCACAGAUCCAUCUGGAUAUAGUCAUUCUCAUUGGCCUGGUUCUAAUGAAACUCAAGUUGUAGACCUGCCUAUCAUUGAUACUUUGUCCCAGCGGCCGCCAUAUCUCCCCUUGGCCAUUCCUCAAGACAUUUCUGAACGUCUAAUUAGGCUACAUGGUGAUCCAGCUGCCUGGUGGGUUGGGCAGUUUCUUAAAUACUUGUUGAAACUGCAGCCAAAAACUCAAGAGAUGCUUGACACAAUGUCAGACACACUAGGAUUCCAGAAACCAAUUGUAGGUGUACACGUUAGAAGAACAGACAAAGUUGGUACAGAGGCUGCUUACCACUCCAUUGAUGAAUACAUGGGUCAUGUUGAAGAAUAUUACACAGCUUUGAAACUACAACAGCCAGAUGUCGUCAAGAGAGUUUAUUUAGCAUCAGAUGAUCCUAGUGUCAUCACUGAAGCCCAGAAGAAGUUCCCUGACUAUACCUUCAUUGGUGACCCAAACAUUGCAAAGACAGCAGCAGUUGCAACCCGGUAUACUGAUGCUUCUUUGAAAGGAAUAAUUGCAGACAUACAUUUUCUCUCUUUAACUGACUAUUUAGUGUGCACCUUUUCAUCACAGGUGUGCCGUAUAGCAUAUGAAAUUAUGCAAAGCUUACAUCCAGAUGCGUCACAUUAUUACCGUUCUUUAGACGACGUUUAUUACUAUGGUGGACAGAAUGCUCAUAACCAAAGAGCAAGGUUUUCACAUACUCCAGGAAGGUCAGAUGAGAUGAUCUUGAGGGCAGGUGAUGUUGUAGGAAUAGCAGGAAACCAUUGGGAUGGUUAUUCUAAAGGAGUUAACCGCCGCACCCGACAAAAUGCAUUGUAUCCAUCCUAUAAAAUGGAAGAAAUUGUGGAUAUAGCCAGAUUUCCUUUGUAUGCAGAAGAGGAUAAAAGAAGUGGGACGUAAAUAGUUAGCAAAAUAGCGGUUUUUUUUAUAUUUUUUGAGAGUUUUUAUGUGAUAUUUGGUAAUUUUAAGGAUUAACUCAUUAGUUUCUUGAUACAUGGACAUUAUUUGAAUUCAUAAACCAAAGAAUUAGUUUUGGUUUUAUACGAAGUUGACACGACAUAGAAGAAUAUGCCAUAGCUAAUUCCAUUGGUGCAUUAGUUUCAUUAUCAUUUUAGCAACUCAUUGUCACUAACUAUUACAAAACUAUUCAUGGUUUUACAUCAUAAUAAUCAUUUCAUUACACUACAUCAUGUCAUGAUUCAUAACCUCAUCAUUUUUGAAUGAAAUGGUACUUUUGUACCACUUUAGACGUUAGAUAUCAUUGAUGUACAGCGGCCAUAGAUUCUGGGGGCUGAAGACAAUUCAUUACAGUAUGGACACUUACAAAUGUACAGAUUCAUCCGGUGUGCAAAUAAAGUCACGAUUACCCACUUGCUUAACUCCAUGACCAAAGACAUUAUUCUUUAAGUGUAAGACCAGGUGGUCAGCGUUUUUCCAGUUGAUAAUACAUUUUGGCUCUAAAAGCCAAAUGUCAGAGUAGCUUUUUUAUGUUCUACAACUGAUGCUGUAUUAUGAAUAGUCAUGGCUGUGAAGCAUUUUUUAUACAGGAGUCAAAAUUAGAAAUGAUAUAUUGUGCCUUUGGUAAAAAGAGUAAUAAUAUUAAUCUGGGUAGCUUUAAUAUCUCAGCUCAUGUUUACACUCUUAUACGUAACUGUACAGUUUAUAAACUUAGUUUCCUCAGAUGGUGAAAUCAAUUUUACUGUACUUCAAGGCUCUUAAUUUAUAGAAUAACUGCUGGCUGAAAGUCUAUAGUACAAGCAAAGUUACUCAGACAUCCACUGAUCUUUGGCUGGGCUGCUUUGAAUUUGCAAAUUAGUCAAUAGUAAAAGGAAAGCACAGAAUAUUUAUAUUUUUUGCAUAAAGUUUUUAGAAAAAAAAAGGAGUCAUGGUAUACUGUUAAUCUAUGCCUCAUUACUUUUGUGGUGGUAAGGCUGUGUUAGGAUGCAUCAUCAUGAUUUUAGAAUGAAUUUAAUGUUUUGAGGAUUAGGCCUAAAGAUGCAAUGUGUGUAUUAUCAUAAAUAAGUCCUGGGGCAUGAGUCGUAUGAUUUGGGGUUCAUUUUAUUGGUAAGUCUUACCAUUCUGCAGUGAGCUUUGGGCCUGUUAUGAAGCUACAUUCCAUCAAUUCAGAUGUUACCAUAAUUUUAUUCAUUGCCUUACCUUCCUCCUCUAUUCCCCUUCCAAGUAAUUCAUUGUUAUUGUACGUACAUGAUCAUAAAUAUAUUUAUACUAAGCUCUCAGGACAUACACAUAUUCAAGACAAGGUCUUUGCAUAUUUUUAUAUUAUUCUUUUUCUCCUGUCUGUCAUUUUAGUCACCUCUUAGUCUGGGACACUUCAUUUUCAUUUUCAGUAACUGCUUAUUUCAAUCAAUCUGCUUUUGAAAUGUUUACACUUCUAACCACCUUCCUAUUAUUAAAAUUUAUAUUUGUAUAUUUGUCUUCCUUAAUGGCUACUCAAGUUAUCAAAGCCUUUUACAUAUUUGUUUACUUGUCUGACAUUUACAGUAUUAGUUGUACUUUGAAUAUUCAGAAAAACAUUCUUACUUCCAUGAUCUCUUCAUUGCUGAAUAUCACCUAACAAAUGCAUUAAACUACACAGUAGACAUCAGUGAAAUCCCUAAUUAUGUUGUGAUUCACUUUUGUGUAAAUUAUCCUGCAACUGCUUAUGUUUAGGUGACUUGCAUUACUUCAAAAAUAUAUUUUGUACAGUAGUGAAAACUACUCAAUAUGUUAUGGAAAAGAUAAGGUAGGGGCUAAUAUGUCAGUUCUAAUUGUGAUGCUUGUGUUUUGAGUACUGUAUGUGCAUAUCAGUACUGUACUGUACUUUUAAUAGGUGCUUUAAAACCAGUUCCAUAACUUACAUGUUCUAUCAGAAAUACUUUGGUGGUAAUUUCAUGUUAACUGCAUAAUUAGCUAUAAGUACAUUUAUAUUGUUAAUUGGUGUAGAUCACUGUAAAUGUGCACAUCACACAUUUAUGCAAAUAACACGUAAAUCAUUUAUUUAUGUUGCUCUUGCCUUUGCAGCCAUUAUUGUUGUAGGACUUUUUAUUUUACUGUGAAGCCACUUUUUGCAUCUCAUUUAGACUGCUCAGGGUAGAUUUAAUAAGAAGAAAACAAGUACUGUACUGUUUACACAAGUAACAUGUUUGUGUAACUUGCAAAGUUUGAAAGGGAAGUAUUUAUGACCUGUGUAAAUAUAUUUUAGUUGUGGUAUUGUCAAUUUGUAUAUUUGUUAAUAACAGUUUUAAAAUGUAAUGGCCAGACAGCCAGUU